This is a messenger RNA of Brassica rapa (field mustard), 981 nucleotides long. RefSeq lists its product as uncharacterized. Gene Ontology annotation, biological process: regulation of DNA-templated transcription. Gene Ontology annotation, molecular function: DNA binding. The record is from RefSeq and is a predicted model, not a curated record. Lineage: Eukaryota; Viridiplantae; Streptophyta; Magnoliopsida; Brassicales; Brassicaceae.
AUGGAGGAGAUCCGGGCAGCAAAGUAUCCGGACGUCAAAGACGAUCACAGCAAAGCAACUGACGAGAAAAUGAUGUCAAUUUAUCUGCAAAGUAUCAACGACAACGGAGAAUCAUGGCCUGAAGAGUUCAUGGAAGACAGAGACGUGUUCACCAAGAAUCCAAGCGAGGUUUUCGAAGCCGAGAACCCUUUCGUCGUAUUCGUUUACCCAAGAACAGAAGCCUGUGGUAGAACCGAUGGAUGCGGCUGUGGUGGCUGGAGGAUCAUAGGUCAUGAUAAACUGAUCAAAGACGAGGAUACUGGGAAGAUUCUAGGGUUCAAGAAGAUCCUCAAGUUCUGCGGAGAAACGCAAGCGAGAGGUUACAAGAGAACAUGGGUGAUGGAGCAGUACAGGGUUCCGAGUAAAUGGAACCCUAAGCAAGACCACGUUGUUUGCAAGAUUCAGCUUUUGUUCCAAACCGAGAUCAGUUUCUUGCUAGCCAAGCACUUCUCGUACUCAGCAGAUCCGCUUCCUGCAACGCAGUCGCUGACAGCUUAUGGAAUCCGUUUAGCCAAUCAACAAGACGAUGGUGCAUAUUAUCUGCAGGUGAUAUUUGAUUCUGGUGGAAACGAAUGGCCUUGCUACGUUACCAACGACAUCUACCGCGUGCAUCCAUCGACGCUUGUGGAUCAUGAAGAUAAGAGGUCUACAGCAUCUGGACUCUGCGUCUUCGCUAACCGAACAGAGGCUUGUGGUUACACCGACGGGUGUGAAAGCGGUCGCUGGAGGAUCGUGGAAGAGGAUAAUGCGAUCUUCUCGAUGAGCCAUGAGGUGAUGGGUUACAAGAGGGUCUUCAAGUUUUACGAAGAGGACAAAGGAAGAUAUUUUGAUAUUGUGGACGGAGAACAAGUGUUGAGAACCUGGAUUAUGGAAGAGUAUAGGCUUGUCGAAGACGCAAUGAAGGAUAAAGUGUUGUGCGUUAUCAAGCGAGGUCGGAGGUAA